Molecule: messenger RNA, 5663 nt
Organism: Hypanus sabinus (Atlantic stingray)
Lineage: Eukaryota; Metazoa; Chordata; Chondrichthyes; Myliobatiformes; Dasyatidae
Product: cadherin-10-like
Exons: 12
Coding region: 171-1958 (595 amino acids)
Biological process (GO): regulation of establishment of cell polarity; homophilic cell-cell adhesion; cell-cell junction assembly
Cellular component (GO): plasma membrane; catenin complex; bicellular tight junction
Molecular function (GO): calcium ion binding; cadherin binding
Source: RefSeq, a predicted model, not a curated record
GACCUAGAGGCAAAAGAAAACAAAAUUUAAAAGUAAGAGCAAGAAUUCAGUGGGAGACCUGAGGGCGGCUUCUGCCCGGAACAUCUGGGCGGACCCCGCAGAGUCACAGCGACAGUCCAGGGAGCAGCGCUGGAAGUUGCUGAACUUUGAAUAACUUUGGAGACUGUUUCAUGGAAAAGAGCGCGGCUGUCGCUGCGUUUGGGUUUGUAAUCAGCAUGUUCAGAGCGGGUGUCUCGGUACUGCUGGUGAUCUGCUCUGUGGGCUCUGCAGCAGGGCAAGGCUUCGGACUGAGCAGUAAUAACAGCAAGUCUCCAUCGGACUGGAUUUGGAACAAAGUGCACUGCUGGGAGGGCAUGAAAGAGCCCAUACAGAUUGGAAAGAUCCAGUCAGUUUGGCACAAGGAAGGAAAAACUAAAUAUCAAAUCCAGGGUGAGGGAGCCGGCACUAUAUUUAAGGUGGACCCCGACACUGGCGAUAUUGUUGUCUAUAGAGAGCUGGAUCGGGAGACGAAGGAUCAUUACAAAUUACAAGGAACUGUGAUUGACAAGAAAACUUCGCAGCCAGUUGGCCCUGUCACCAACUUUACCAUUCAAGUAAUGGACAUCAAUGAUAAUGCACCCAUAUUCAUCAAAGAUCCAUUCAAUGGAACCGUCGCUGAAAUGUCCAGCAAUGGAACCUCUGUUCUGACUGUCAGUGCUCAUGACCCAGAUGAUCCAACAGUUUACAAAAAUGCCAAAGUAACAUACAAAAUUCUGAGCAAGCAGAAAGAUUUCGUCAUGGACCCACACACUGGAAUCAUAUAUGUACACAACUCAGAACUGGACAGAGAAACGAAGAAAAAUUAUCAGCUGGUAGUACAGGCCAAGGACAUGGAAUUUGAAACAGGAGGAAGGAGUUCUUCAGCAACUGUGUACAUCUCUCUGACCGACAUCAAUGACAACGCACCCUACUUUGAGAAAAGCGAAUAUAUCUAUAAGGUGCCAGAAAACACCUCGGUUGGAGUUGAAUUUGGACGAGUGGAGGCAAAGGAUCUCGAUGAAGGAGAGAAUGCGAAGAUUUUGUACACAAUUGAACCUAACAAAAUGCUUCAGAUCACAACCCAUCCAAGUACACAGGAGUGUGUGAUAAUGCUAAAAAAGCCCCUAGACUUUGAGACCAAGCGACUACACCGUGUGCGAGUGGAAGCAGAGAACCCCACGCCAGUGAAGGGGAAACGGUACAAGGACAGCACCACACUGGUGAUCGAGGUGCUGGACGUUGACGAGCCUCCAGUGUUCAUCCAUUCUCCGUACCGCUUCCAGGUGCGUGAGAACCGGCCCAAGUCCACUCGCGUGGGACUUGUUUCUGCAGAAGACCCGGAUCAGGCAAAGAAUCGCAUCAGGUAUUCUUUACAGAAUGGGACAAACCUAUUCAGAAUUGAUGAUAAUGGAAUAAUUUACACCAGCGAGCCACUGGAUCGAGAAGAGGCUGCGUCGUACAGCAUCACAGUGGCUGCCAGUGAAGUGGGCAAGAGUAAUUCGGUAUCCAGUACAUCUGUACUUAUUGCAGUUCAGGACGAAAAUGACAACGCACCAACGCUUGCAGACAGUUACUCUCCCCAAGUGUGUGAGAACGACCCAAUUGGAACUGUAAUCGAAAUGAUCUCUGCUGUUGAUAAGGAUGAAAUGACAUCAAAUGUUAAAUUCUCCUUCAGUAUUCCACUGAAGGUCAGCAACUUCUCUGUGAAAAACAACGGCGAUAACACUGCCAACAUCACCGUGAACCAGGCUGGCUUCGAUCAAAAUGAGGUUCGAGAGUACUUCGUCCCCAUCAUUGUUUCCGACAACGGAUCACCAAGCUACAACAGCACCACCACUCUAAAAAUUAGAGUGUGUCCCUGUGACCAAGACCGGAACCCAAUCUAUUGCAACAACGGCCCCAGCCCCCUCGUCUCAAGCGUUACCGUCACCAUCUUGUAGAUAAUCUUUCCCUGUUUCAUCGUUAUUCUAGAUAAUGGAAUUUUCAAUAUUUGGAGAUUUCUGCAUCCUAAGGACAAAGAGUUUUCAUUUUUCUCACAUGUUUAUCAUUCUUACUCGAGAAUUGACUAAUUUUUCAUUGACUCUCGUUUUAUUCCAUCUGUAACUGAUUGUAAUUAUGACAUUAUAGCCAUCUCUGAUCAUGCUCCAAUGAAACUUUCUAUUAAAUUAAUGGAUACAGCUUCUAGUACUAAGCAAUGGCGAUUUGAUUCUACUUACUGCAAGAUCUGGAUUUCAUUAAAUUUAUGAAGGAACAGAUUGAUUUCUUCUUUUCAACUAAUUCCAUGAAAUUUCCUGCGGAAUACUUUGGGACACUUUUAAAGCAUAUAUACGUGGACAGAUUAUCUCCUAUUCUGUUGGUUUGAGAAAACGUAUUAAGAAGGAAACUCUUUUAUUUGUUGAUAAGAUUAAAGAAAUUGACAAGAAAUAUUUGAUUGCUCCUAGUAAGGAGCUUUACAAAUAAAGAGUUGAGCUUCAAAUGGAACACAGUUUAUUACUUACAUCUUCAAUUGAAAAUCAAUUAAUGAAAACCAGAACUGAUUUUUAUAUACAUGGUGAUAAAUCGGGUAAACUGUUAGCUAACCAAUUGAAAAAUGCUUCGGUUAAAUGUCAAAUUAUUAAGAUUUGUCAACAGAAUGGUGAACUGACAGUUAACCAUGAUGAGAUAAACAAAUCUUUUCAAGAUUUUUAUACCUCCCUGUAUCAUUCUGAAUUUCCUCAUGAUCAUAAUACCAUGCAUGAUUUUCUAGGGAAAUUGAAUUUUCCAAAAUUAUCAUCGGAAGAACUUUUAAAAUUAGAAACUCCUAUGCGGAUGCAGAAAUUAAAGGUGUUAUUUCCUCUAUGGAUUCUAGGAAAGCACCAGGUCCAGAUGGGUAUACAGUGGAAUUUUUAAAGUGGUUUUCCUCUACUCUUUCUCCUUGGUUAUGCAAGGUUUUUGAAGAAGCAAUUAGACUAGGUAAAUUGCCACAAUCUUUUUAUAGAGCUUCCAUUUCUUUAAUAUUGAAAAAAGAUAAAGACCCUACUGACUGUGCAUCCUAUAGACCAAUAUCCUUAUUGAAUGUAGAUUCCAAGAUCUUUUCCAAGUUACUGGCGACCAGGCUGGAGAAGGUAUUACCUCAAAUUAUCUUGGAAGAUCAAACUGGUUUUAUUAAAAAUCGCUAUUCUUUUUUCAAUAUUAGGAGAUUAUUGAAUAUUGUUUAUACUCCUUCACGCAGCACCUCAGAAUGUGUCAUUUCAUUAGAUGUGGAGAAAGCAUUUGAUGGAGUUGAAUGGCCAUAUUUAUUUACUGACCUUGAGAAGUUUAAUUUUAGUCCGACAUUUAUAUCCUAGAUUAAAUUGAUAUAUCAUACUCCAGUAGCCUUGGUUUUUACUAACAAUCAAAGAUCUCCCUUUUUUCAUUUAUUUCGGGGUACCAGGUAAGGCUGUCCUCUUAGUCCAUUAUUAUUUGAUAUUGCUAUAGAACCUUUGGCAAUUGCUAUUAGAGAAUCACCUAACAUUUUUGGCAUUACUCGUGGAAUGGAUAUACAUAAGUUAUCAUUAUAUGCAGAUGACUUGUUAUUAUAUUUUUCUGAUCCUGAGAAAUCCAUUCCUGCAGUUAUAUCAUUGUUAGCUCAGUUUAGUAAUUUUUCCAGGUAUAAAUUGAAUCUUGAUAAGAGUGAAUUGUUCCCCUUAAAUAGACAGGUUCCAAUUUAUGAAAAUUUACCUUUUAAAUUAGUUAAUGACUUUUUUAUAUACUUAGGGAUUAAAGUUACAAAAAAUCAUAAGGAGUUAUUCAAGAUUAAUUUUUUACCCUUAAUUGAUCAAAUUAAAUGUUUGUUCACUAAAUGGUCACCAUUGUCUUUAUCUCUGAUAGGUCGGAUUAAUGCUUUUAAGAUGAUUAUUUUACCCAAGUUCUUAUAUAUAUUUCAAGCGGUACCAAUUUUUAUUCCAAAAUCCUUUUUUGACAAUGUUGAUUCAAAAAAUUUCCUCAUAUAUAUGGCAGAACAAAAAUCCUAGAUUAGGUAAAAGAUAUUUACAGAAGGCAAGGAAGGAUGGUAGAUUGGCAUUGCCUAAUUUUAGAUUUUAUUAUUGGGCAAUUAAUAUUCGAUAUUUGAAAUGUUGGUUAAGGGAUUGGGAUUUAUCUCCUAGCCCUCAUUGGGUAAAUCUGGAAACUAAAUCUGUACAAGGAUUUUCAUUGGGUUCUAUUUUAGGGACUUCCCUUCCCUUUGCUCUUUCUAAAUUGCAUAAACGAAUUGACAUUCCGAUAGUCAAACACACUUUACGUAUAUGGUUUCAAUUUUGGAAUUUUUUGGGGGUUGAAUCAAUUUGUUUUAACUAUUCCUAUUGUAUCCAAUUUCUUUUUUCACUCUUCUUUUAUGGACCAAGCUUAUUCAGCUUGGAAGAUUUAAGGAAUACUACGAUUUUCUGAUUUAUUUUUGGAUAAUUGUUUUAUGUAAUUUGAACAAUUAUCUAAUAAAUAUAAUUUGCCCAGAUCUCAUUUUUUUUAGAUAUUUACAGAUUAGGAAUUUCUUAAACACUGUACUUCCUACCUUUCCAAAUCUUGAUUCUUCGGGUAUUUUGGAGAAAUUGUUAGAACUAAAUCCUUUUCAGAAAGGUGUAAUAUCAAAAGUUUACAAUAUAAUUAUGAAAAUACAUUCAGAGGCCUUUUAUAAGAUUAAAAAUGAUUGGGAAAGAGAACUUAACUUUACUAUCCCUAUUGAGAAUUGGGAUAAAAAUUUUCAACUAGUUAAUUUAUCCUCUAUAGGUGCUAAACAUUCAUUGAUACAGUUUAAAGUUGUGCACAGGGCUCAUAUGUCCAAGGAUAAAUCGGCUCGUUUUUAUUCCCAUAUAAAUCCUAUAUGUGACAGAUGUCAUUCUGAGAUAGCUUCUUUAACUCAUAUGUUUUGGUCAUGUCUGCUUUUGAAAAAAUAUUGGAAAGACAUUUUCGAUAUUAUUUCCACAGUAUUGAACUUUGAUUUACAAUCUCAUCCUAUUACUGCAAUCUUUGGUUUACCAAUGAUGGAGUCAAUCCAUUUAUCUUCUUCUGCUUGUCGGAUGAUUGCAUUUCUUACAUUAAUGGCUAGAAGAUCUAUUUUGUUGAAUUAGAAAGAAAUUAAUCCCCCUACCAUGUUUCAUUGGUUUUCUCAAACUAUGUUAUGUCUAAAUUUGGAGAAAAUUAGAAGUGUCGUAUAUGACCCUUCUAGUAAAUUUGAAAAGAUUUGGAGGCCAUUUAUUCAAUAUUUUCACAUGAUGUAAUUUGACCCUGUUCCAAUCCUAUUUGUUUUUUCCGGUUUUGCUUUUAUAUAUAUAUGUUGAGAGGAUCGGAGUUGGGGACACUGAUGAUUUUGUAAUUUUUUUUAUAGAUACUAUAAACAGCCCAUUUUUUUCUUCUUUUUUUUCUUUAAUAGUGGUUAGUUUGUUAGUUUAGUUUUUCUUAGGGUAUUAAUAUUUUUUUUCUUUUUCUCUUUUCUGUUUUUUUUUCAACAUGAUUUACUUAGUUUUUUUUGUUUCAUUUAUAUGACAUUUGUAUCAUUCAUGAUUUGGGAAGACAACUAUAUUGUACUUAUUGCUUGUGUAUCCUUUUAUGUUCAUUUUAAUUUUGUAAGUUUGUAAUCCCAUUAUCUAUGUACUAAUCUUAUCAUGUUGAUAUUAAUAAAAAGAUUGAAAAAG